ACUUGCAGGUCUGAUUCAGUAAUUGCAUGUUCCUGUUGUUUCGCUGCUCAAGGUUUUGGCAAAAUAUUGUGGAUAUCUGAGAGUCUAACGGAAUACAUCAAUCUAGUGUUGAAAUGAGGGUUUCAAGCUUUCAACGAGGAAUAUAAUUCAUGACCCAGAACGUUUAGAAUAGUAGAAGCCCUUCAAAGACACGCAAUUUAAGCUGAACGGAACUAAAGUCACUGGAAACUGAUCUUCCUAAGGAAUACUUGGCGUCAACACGCCUCCACUUACAAAGCCAAAUAUCUUGACCAAAAAACAAUGGAGAGGAUACCAGCAGAUACUGAAUUUGAAUUCUAAAGGACGAAGUGUAUGAUGGGAAAUCUCGUGAGCAAUGACUACGAGAAUGACGUCAGGGGUAAUCAUUUGGAAUCACCAGCCAAGGAAAGCAAGGGGCAAACCACAGCUGCACCCAGUGUCAGCCAGGGAACCAAGUCUGCAGGGUCUAUUUUUUCUCAAGUUCCAUUAUGGAUCAUAGCCGUGGUUGGCGUCCUUGCUGCAUUAGCCGUUGUGUUCUGUAUCUACUGCUGUUGCUGUCGAAAAUGCGGUAAAAAAGACAAAAAGGAAAAAGACAAGAAAAAAGAGCGCGUCGAUCUACAAGCUGUGAAAAUUGGCGCCAGUUACCAAGAGAAAGUACAGCCUUCGUUUGAUGAACUGGACUACAACAGCGAGGACUACUACUCUGAUCACAGCUCAGGAGUUAAGAUAGCUUUUACGUCAUUUACCGUUCAUCGAAGGACGCUGAAUCCCAUUUUCAACGAAACAUUUGUAUUCAAAAAUCUACCAUACAGCGAAAUAACCAAUCGUGUUCUACUAAUGGAGCUGUACGACUUUGAUCGGUUUUCUCGACAUGAUUUGAUUGGUGARGCAAGACUUCCCCUUAUAGACGUCGAUUUGGCAUCAACUAUUAACGAAUGGAGAGUUCUAACGCCGCCCCACUCGUCCCGCUCUGGUGCCUYGGUAUGUACUAUGGUACCACAAACUUAUAAAGGAUUUAAAACAUGCACUACCUCUAUUCUUUGGAAAUGUUCCGCUUUGCCAUUAYUCCAUUGUCCGAAKUCUUYSUKUAUAUUAAAGGACCAUGGUGAACCGGCAUUCAAUGCGAAUUUAACAAACUAUUCAUAUCSUAAUCCAGAUCCUUACGUGAAAAUCGCUUUGGUCCAAGAAGGUCGUAAAAUCAAAAAGAAAAAGACAACGGUCAAGAAACGCACAYUGGAUCCCUACUUCAAYGAAACGUUCACCUUCCAAGUUUCCUUUGAGAAAAUCGAGCAGAGUUCGUUAAUUAUUUCCGUGUUGGACUACGACAGAGUUGGUAAGAGCGAGGUUAUAGGAAAGUGCGUGGUGGGUGAGCUAUCGACCGGUGCGGACCUAAGGCACUGGGCUGACAUGUUGGCUGCGCCAAGACGGGCUAUUACACAAUGGCAUACAUUACACAAUUAAGCAUUACUGACAAGGAAUUAUGGGUCUUUUAGAUGAGUCACGUGACUUGUUUAGCACACGUAAACAAAUCACGUGACAACACGCGAAAUGGAUUAUAAACAUUAUAAAUCGGAUUCAUAAUCACUAGCAUAGAUUUACCACGUGACGUUGCACAAUAGAAUACUGUAAAAUGAAAUCACGUGACUUGAACCGUCACGUGACAAUUCAUACUGUAAUAUACUAGAAAAUUGGAAAUGACCUUUUGGACUUGGCAUUGCUCCACAAUGGCUCCUAUAUUACACAAAGGACCGUUGUGCUUUGAUGUAAGUAGGUCACGUGACAGGGUAGGUUAUUAAAAUAAUACAUAGGCUAUAUUUUAGUUGCCAUCUAGCAUUGUAGUUAUAUCAGGGUUUAAAAUCAUAUGAAAACAAAAUACUCUAUUCUGGAAGAAAAUGCUGUUUCCAUAAACGGAGCGAUUUUCAUUUGACCGUAAAGAAUUUUCAAUUUAUAAGACCACUUCCRCACGAGUCCAGCCUGAUWMAGUCGAUAGCACAUACUAAAGCCAGCCUGKACGUUCCUCGUUUCUGKCCUUGCAUGACGUCACUGAGCGACUCUUUCCGGCGACCGCCCGUUUAUCCUUGAGCGUGCUCGCCUCUGAAAUGAACGCCUGCACUCAAUCUAUUGUUUCUAUUUCUUUACAAGUAAUUAUAGCCAAACUAAAUUUAAUAGUCUUUCCGGCUUUUAUGGCAAAAUGAAAAUCUCUCCACUUUUCCACAAAGCAGCAACUUUGCACGGCAAGUUUUGAGAACAUGGUGGCGGCCCUACGCCAAAAUUCGCAUUAUUUUAUCAUAAGAAUUUUUUUUAGCUAUCUAAUAAUAUUACUUUACGAAAUAAAUUUGUAUAAAUGCACAAAGUGUAAGCAACAUUUAUGAUUAAAAGCCAAAUUCUCCUUUGAAUUACAAUAAAUUCAUUGAGAAAUUGGUUUUUGAACAAAAUGUAGUGCAAAGUGGCAACAUGCCUUUGCGCUGUGGUUUGAGAGAGAUUUGCUUUGGUAUGCACUGCUGUUUUGCUUUAAUACAUUGGUCUUAUCUGAUUGUUGACGCUCUAUUUUUUCAAGCAUUCUUGGGAAAAGUGCUGCAAACAUUGCAUAGUAUAAGGGGACGUUUAARAUACGAAAAAAGUCAGUUUGCUAGAUUGAAACUCGAUGAAAUUCCACAGGAAGGCAAUAGCUUAGGGUUUACACAUUGCAAUUGAUUUGCAAUGCAUUUUUUGUUUAAUAUUCAUUUCAGCUGUGCUGGAAUUACUGUGAGGGGURGGGGUGGGGGAGGGCAAGGUUAGCCUAAAUUCAAUUGAGUAUGUGGGACAUGUUAGCAACAAACACAAUUGACAAUUGAUAGAAAUGGGGAAAUAAAUCCUUAAMAUAUAGUCUUAGUUUGAUAAAUACAAAAGCACAUUUAUUGUAAGGCUCAAUAUGACCCUCUUGCGAUCAGAGUUUAAAAUCUCGUAUAAAUCUUGAAAAAUUCCUUUGAGAAUUUAGUUCUUGAUCAAAAGCAGUGGCCUAGUGCAACGAGUCUUUUAAUACUAGGACAUAGUUGUAAAAUUGAAUAUUUUAUUGGAAGAAAAAUAAACUUAAAUUCAUGCUCUGA
Messenger RNA from Exaiptasia diaphana, 3104 nucleotides. Its product is annotated as synaptotagmin-1. The transcript is spliced from 6 exons. Gene Ontology annotation, molecular function: phosphatidylserine binding; clathrin binding; calcium ion binding. NCBI's taxonomy places the organism in Eukaryota, Metazoa, Cnidaria, Anthozoa, Actiniaria, Aiptasiidae. Gene Ontology annotation, biological process: calcium ion-regulated exocytosis of neurotransmitter; regulation of calcium ion-dependent exocytosis; cellular response to calcium ion. Bases 352 to 1479 code for a protein of 375 amino acids. The record is from RefSeq and is a predicted model, not a curated record.